AGUUGUCUUUUCAGCAGUAAUGAUUCCACGCCCAGGAGGUGAAAGGAAAGAUUGUACAGAUACAGUGAUGGACCUUGUCCUUGUACUGGAUACAUCAACCAGUGUAACAGAAAAGAACUUCAAACUCAUGCUGGAUUUCUUGAAAUUCUUCCUUGCCCCUGCCAACAUUGACGACGAUAAGGUCAGGGUUGGUGUGGUCAUCUACAGCACCAAGGUGUCCAUCCAGUUCCAGAUGAAUGAGUACAUAGGUCGGAAAGGCGAGCUUUACAAGGCCAUUGACAGUAUACCCUAUAUGUACGGAAGUACCAAUACUUAUGGUGGACUGAACACUAUGAGGACCCAAAUGUUCUUGCCAGGAGUAGGAGACAGACCUGAUGUGAAAAAUUACUGUAUCCUAAUCACUGAUGGUGUGUCUAAUAUCAAUGCCAGAAGGACAAUCCCAGAGGCAGUGAAAGCCAGAGAUGACAACAUCCAUAUGUAUGUUAUUGGUAUUGGUCUAACAGACACCAAGGAAAUUGAUGGAAUUGCCUCUCCACCAAUUGAAGAGAACAGAUUCACUGUUCAGGAGUUCAGUGAGCUGAAGACAAUGAGAGAUCAAGUCUUCAACUCUUUAAGGAAGGGGUGUCCAAUUCCAACCCCUCCCCCCAAGAAGCGUCCAAGUUGUUCUGAUGCCAGAAUGGAUCUUGUCCUAAUCCUGGAUACCUCCACAAGUGUCACAGAACCCAACUUCAGGCUGAUGCAGGACUUUUUGAAAUUCUUCCUUGCCCCUGCUAACAUUGACAGGGACAAUGUUAGAGUUGGUAUUGUCAUCUACAGUACCAAAGUUGCUAUCCAGUUCCAGAUGAAUGAAUACAUAGGUUCUAAGAAAGAUCUUUACAGAGCCAUUGACGCAAUACCUUACAUGUACGGAAGUACCAACACCUAUGGUGGACUAAAUGUAAUGAGGACUCAGAUGUUCACCCCAGCAACCGGUGACCGACCUGAUGUUGAGAAUGUGGCCAUUCUCAUCACUGAUGGUGUGUCCAACAUCAAUUCCAGAAGAACAAUCCCAGAAGCUGCCAAAGCAAGAGACCAGAACAUUCACAUCUAUGUCAUUGGUAUUGGACUUCGAGAUACAAGAGAAAUUGAUGGCAUUGCCUCACCACCUAUUGAAGAAAACCGUUUCACUGUCCAGGAGUUCAGUGAGCUGUCUUCUAUGAGGGAAAAGGUCUUUGGAUCAAUUUGUCCAGUUGAAGAAACAACGACCACAACUACUACUACAACAACAACAACAACAACAACAACCACUACAACACCAGUACCUACUACCCCUGCCCCUCAGAGCUGUUCUAAUGCCAGGAUGGAUCUUGUCUUAAUCCUGGAUACCUCCACAAGUGUCACAGAACCCAACUUCAAACUCAUGCAAGACUUCUUGAAAUACUUUCUGGCUAAUGCCAACAUUGAUGGAGACUUGGUCCGAGUUGGUGUUGUCAUCUACAGUACCAAAGUUGCCAUCCAGUUCCAGAUGAAUGAAUAUAUUGGUCAGAAGAUAGAAGUUUACAAGGCUAUUGACAGAAUACCCUAUAUGUAUGGAAGUACCAAUACUUAUGGUGGACUAAACAUCAUGAGAACUCAGAUGUUCACCCCUGCAACAGGUGACCGACCAGAUGUUGACAAUGUAGCCAUUCUUAUCACUGAUGGUGUGUCCAAUAUCAAUGCCAGGAGAACAGUCCCUGAGGCUGUUAAAGCACGAGACCAGAACAUCCACAUCUAUGUCAUUGGUAUUGGUCUGACAGAUACAAAGGAAAUUGAUGGCAUUGCCUCACGACCUGUUGAGGAGAACCGUUUCACUGUCCAGGAGUUCAGUGAGCUGUCUUCUAUGAGGGAAAAGGUCUUUGGAUCAAGGUGCCCAGCAGUAGAUCUUACACCACCCCCACCAAAAAGCUGUGAUGAUGCAAGGUUGGAUCUUGUGCUAAUCCUGGAUACCUCCACCAGUGUCACAGAACCCAACUUCAAACUCAUGCAAGACUUCUUGAAGUUCUUCCUUAGUGAUGCCAAUAUUGAUGGCGACAAUGUCAGAGUUGGUGUUGUCAUCUACAGUACCAAGGUUGCCAUCCAGUUCCAGAUGAAUGAAUAUAUUGGUCAGAAGAUAGAGGUUUACAAAGCCAUUGACAGAAUACCCUAUAUGUACGGAAGUACCAACACCUAUGGUGGACUAAAUGUAAUGAGGACUCAGAUGUUCACACCAGCAACAGGAGACCGACCAGAUGUUGAGAAUGUGGCCAUUCUCAUCACUGAUGGUGUGUCCAAUAUCAAUGCCAGGAGAACAAUCCCUGAAGCUGCCAAAGCACGAGACCAGAACAUCCACAUCUAUGUCAUUGGUAUUGGUCUGCAAGAUACAAGAGAAAUUGAUGGCAUUGCCUCACCACCUAUUGAAGAAAACCGUUUCACUGUCCAGGAGUUCAGUGAGCUCACAUCGAUGAAGGAAAAAGUCUUUGGCUCUAUUUGCCCUGUUCAACCCCCUACCCCACCACCUGAAACAGGCGGCUGUGCAGAUUCGAGGAUGGAUCUUGUGUUUGUGUUGGAUGCCUCUACCAGUGUCACAGAACCCAAUUUCAGACUCAUGCUAGAUUUCUUGAAAGACUUCUUGUUUGUGGCCAACAUUGAUGGGGGUAACGUCCGUGUUGGUGUACUCAUCUACAGCACCAAAGUCUUCAUCCAAUUCCAAAUGAAUCAGUACCAGAGAAAGAGUGACAUCUUUGUAGCGAUAGACGAGAUCCCAUAUAAUUAUGGCAGCACCAACACAUUUGGUGGCCUGAAUACAAUGAGAACUCAGAUGUUCACGCCUGAUAAUGGUGAUCGUCCAGAUGUACCAAAUGUUGCUAUUGUGAUCACUGAUGGUGUGUCCAACAUUAAUGCUAGGAGGACAAUCCCAGAAGCAGAAACUGCACGAGACGAAGGCAUCCACAUCUAUGUUAUUGGUAUUGGCCUGACAGACACCAGGGAAAUUGAUGGUAUUGCUUCACCACCCUUGGAGAGGAACAGGUUCACUGUUAAUGAAUUCAGUGAGCUGAGAACGAUGAGAGACCAAGUCUUCACUUCCAUGUGUCCAGGUCUUAAACCUCAACCUUCAGGUGGCGGAUGCUUGGGCCAGAGGAUGGAUCUUGUUUUAAUCCUGGAUACCUCCACCAGUGUCACAGAACCAAACUUCAGACUCAUACAGGACUUCUUGAAGUUCUUCCUCUUCAAGGCUGAUAUUGAUAAUGACCAAGUGAGAGUUGGUAUUGUCAUCUAUAGUACCAAAGUGGCCAUCCAGUUCCAGAUGAGUGACCAUAUUGGAGACAAGAAAGGUGUUUACAAAGCUAUUGAUGCAAUACCCUAUAUGUACGGAAGUACCAACACCUAUGGUGGACUAAACACAAUGAGGACUCAGAUGUACACGCCAGCAACAGGAGACCGACCUGAUGUAAGAAAUGUCUGUAUUCUCAUCACUGAUGGUGUGUCCAACAUCAAUUCCCGAAGAGUACAACCUGAAGCUAAAAAAGUGAGAGCUCAGGGAAUCCAUGUCUAUGUCAUUGGUAUUGGUCUGACAGACACCAAAGAAAUUGAUGGAAUUGCCACACCCCCUCUGGAAGAGAACAGAUUUACUGUCACUGAUUUCAGUGACUUGAAGGUGAUGAGGAACCGAGUGUUUGAGUCCUUGAACAAAGGAUGUGACACAACAACCACAACCACAACCACAACUACAACAACUACCACAACUACUCCUCCACCUCCAGAUUGCCCUGGUCAGAGAAUGGAUCUCGUUUUCAUCCUGGAUACCUCCACCAGUGUCACAGAACCCAACUUCAGACUCAUACAAGAUUUCUUGAAGUUUUUCCUCUUUAAGGCUGAUAUUGAUGGUGACCAAGUAAGAGUUGGUAUUGUCAUCUACAGUACCAAAGUGGCCAUCCAGUUCCAGAUGAGUGAAUAUAUAGCUGACAAGAGAGGUGUUUACAAAGCCAUUGAUGCAAUACCCUAUAUGUACGGCAGUACCAACACCUAUGGUGGACUAAAUGUAAUGAGGACUCAGAUGUUUACACCAGCAACUGGAGACCGACCUGAUGUGCACAAUGUCUGUAUUCUCAUCACUGAUGGUGUGUCCAACAUAAACUCCAGAAGGGUACAACCUGAAGCUAAAAAAGUGAGAGCUCAGGGAAUCCAUGUCUAUGUCAUUGGUAUUGGUCUGACAGACACGAAAGAAAUUGAUGGAAUUGCCACACCUCCUCUUGAAGACAACAGAUUUACUGUCACCGAUUUCAGUGACUUGAAGGUGAUGAGGAACCAAGUGUUUGAAUCCCUCAAUAAAGGUUGUGGAGCUCCUUUGACAACUCUACCACCUCCGACACCACCACCCACAGAAAGUUCAUGUUUAGGCCAGAGGAUGGAUCUUGUUUUAAUCCUGGAUACCUCUACCAGUGUCACAGAACCCAACUUCAGACUCAUACAGGACUUCUUGAAGUUUUUCCUCUUCAAGGCUGAUAUUGAUAAUGACCAAGUGAGAGUUGGUAUUGUCAUCUACAGUACCAAAGUGGCCAUCCAGUUCCAGAUGAGUGACCAUAUUGGAGAUAAGAAAGGGGUUUACAAAGCUAUUGAUGCAAUACCCUAUAUGUAUGGAAGUACCAACACCUAUGGUGGACUAAACACAAUGAGGACUAAGAUGUACACGCCAGCAACAGGAGACCGACCUGAUGUAAGAAAUGUCUGUAUUCUCAUCACUGAUGGUGUGUCCAACAUCAAUUCCCGAAGAGUACAACCUGAAGCUAAAAAAGUGAGAGCUCAGGGAAUCCAUGUCUAUGUCAUUGGUAUUGGUCUGACAGACACCAAAGAAAUUGAUGGAAUUGCCACACCCCCUCUUGAAGACAACAGAUUUACUGUCACCGAUUUCAGUGACUUGAAGGUGAUGAGGAACCGAGUGUUUGAGUCCUUGAACAAAGGAUGUGACACAACUACAACAACUACUACUACAACAACUACUACUACAACAACCACAACUACAACAACUACUACAACCACAACUACUCCUCCACCACCAGAUUGCCCUGGUCAGAGAAUGGAUCUCGUUUUCAUCCUGGAUACCUCCACCAGUGUCACAGAACCCAACUUCAGACUCAUACAAGACUUCUUGAAGUUUUUCCUCUUUAAGGCUGAUAUUGAUGGUGACCAAGUAAGAGUUGGUAUUGUCAUCUACAGUACCAAAGUGGCCAUCCAGUUCCAGAUGAGUGAAUAUAUAGCUGACAAGAGAGGUGUUUACAAAGCCAUUGAUGCAAUACCCUAUAUGUACGGCAGUACCAACACCUAUGGUGGACUAAACAUAAUGAGGACUCAGAUGUUUACACCAGCAACUGGAGACCGACCUGAUGUGCACAAUGUCUGUAUUCUCAUCACUGAUGGUGUGUCCAACAUAAACUCCAGAAGGGUACAACCUGAAGCUAAAAAAGUGAGAGCUCAGGGAAUCCAUGUCUAUGUCAUUGGUAUUGGUCUGACAGACACGAAAGAAAUUGAUGGAAUUGCCACACCUCCUCUUGAAGACAACAGAUUUACUGUCACCGAUUUCAGUGACUUGAAGGUGAUGAGGAACCAAGUGUUUGAAUCCCUCAAUAAAGGUUGUGGAGGGCCUGUGACAACACUACCACCUCCUACACCAGGAUACUCGGACACAGGAUAUGAUGUUAUUUUCAUGCUGGAUGGUUCAGUUGAUGAUAGAUAUUUUGGAUGGAUGAGAAAUUAUGCAGCCUACUUUGCAUCUCAAAUGAGCAUUGACAAUGGAAUUUGGCGUGUGGGUGGAAUGACAUUUUCAAAUGGUGGACCACGUCUCGGUUUUAACUUGAAUAACUAUGGAUGGAACAGUGAUGUGGUUAAUGCACUUGGUAACUCCAUGAACAACAGGCCUGGCGGCAGACCAGACCUGGCUCAAGCUUUUGACUAUGUACGCUCAAACAUGUUCACUGCACGCAAUGGUGACAGACCCAAUGCUCGCAACUAUAUCGUAAUGAUGACAGCCAAUGAGGAAAGUCUGAACCAAGGACAGACUUUGGGUGCUGCCAAUAGACUGAAGAAUGACUUGGUGGGUAUAUACACAGUUGGUAUUCACCUUGGCAACACAUAUGAGUUGGAUGGUGUUACCACCCAACCCAUUAAUGAACAUCAGUGGCUUAUCAACGAUGAGAGUGACUUCAACGGACUAGCUGGAAUCAUGGGAUCUUACAUGGAGAGAGCUCCACCUAUCACCAGGGCUCCACCAACACGCCCUCCAAAACCAGACGGUUCAUGUCUGGGCCAGAGGAUGGAUCUUGUUUUCAUCCUGGAUACCUCCACCAGUGUCACAGAACCAAACUUCAACCUUAUACAGGACUUCUUGAAGUUUUUCCUCUUCAAGGCUGAUAUUGAUAAUGACCAAGUGAGAGUUGGUAUUGUCAUCUACAGUACCAAAGUGGCCAUCCAGUUCCAGAUGAGUGAAUAUAUUGGAGAUAAGAAAGGGGUUUACAAAGCUAUUGAUGCAAUACCCUAUAUGUACGGAAGUACCAACACCUAUGGUGGACUAAAUGUAAUGAGGACUCAGAUGUACACACCAGCAACAGGAGACCGACCAGAUGUAAACAAUGUCUGUAUUCUCAUCACUGAUGGUGUGUCCAACAUAAAUUCCAGAAGGGUACAGCCUGAAGCUAAAAAAGUGAGAGCUCAGGGAAUCCAUGUCUACGUCAUAGGUAUUGGUCUGACAGACACAAAAGAAAUUGAUGGAAUUGCCACACCUCCUCUAGAAGAAAACAGAUUUACUGUCACUGAUUUCAGUGACUUGAAGAAGAUGAGGAACCAAGUUUUUGAGUCUUUGAACAAAGGAUGUGACACAACUACAACAUCAACAACUACAACAACAACCACUACUACAACCACUACUACAACCACUACUACGACCACAACUACUGCUCCACCUCCAGAUUGUCCUGGCCAGAGAAUGGAUCUCGUUUUUAUCCUGGAUACCUCCACCAGUGUCACAGAACCCAACUUCAGACUCAUACAGGACUUCUUGAAGUUUUUCCUCUUUAAGGCUGAUAUUGAUGGUGACCAAGUAAGAGUUGGUAUUGUCAUCUACAGUACCAAAGUGGCCAUCCAGUUCCAGAUGAGUGAAUAUAUAGCUGACAAGAGAGGUGUUUACAGAGCCAUUGACAGAAUACCAUACAUGUUUGGCAGUACUAACACCUAUGGUGGACUAAACAUAAUGAGGACUCAGAUGUUUACACCAGCAACUGGAGACCGACCUGAUGUGCACAAUGUCUGUAUUCUCAUCACUGAUGGUGUGUCCAACAUAAAUUCCAGAAGAGUACAGCCUGAAGCUAAAAAAGUGAGAGCUCAGGGAAUCCAUGUCUACGUCAUUGGUAUUGGUCUGACAGACACCAAAGAAAUUGAUGGAAUUGCCACACCUCCUCUAGAAGAAAACAGAUUUACUGUCACUGAUUUCAGUGACUUGAAGGUGAUGAGGAAUCAAGUGUUUGAAUCCCUCAAUAAAGGUUGUGGGGCUUGUCUUGGCCAGACUAUGGAUCUUGUAUUUAUCCUGGAUACCUCCACCAGUGUCACAGAACCCAACUUCAGACUCAUUCAAGAUUUCUUGAAGUUCUUCCUCUACACUGCUGAUAUUGAUAAUGACCAAGUUAGAGUUGGCAUUGUCAUCUACAGUACCAAAGUAGCCAUCCAGUUCCAGAUGAGUGAAUAUAUUGGAGAUAAGAGAGGUGUUUACAAAGCUAUUGAUGCAAUACCCUAUAUGUACGGCAGUACCAACACCUAUGGUGGACUAAAUGUAAUGAGAACUCAGAUGUUUACACCAGCAACAGGAGACCGACCUGAUGUGCAGAAUGUCUGUAUUCUUGUGACUGAUGGUGUGUCCAAUAUCAAUGCCAGAAGAACAAUCCCAGAAGCUGCAAAGGCUCGAGAUCAGAACAUCCACAUCUAUGUUAUUGGUAUUGGUAUAAAAGACACACGGGAAAUUGAUGGUAUUGCUACGCCACCUCUAGAAGAAAACAGAUUUACUGUAGAAGAUUUCAGUGAUUUGAAGAACAUGCGGAACAAAGUCUUUGAUUCCCUUAAUAAGGACUGUGACACCACACCUGCCCCUCCUACAACCACAACUACGACCACAACAACCACAACAACCACCACUACAACUACAACAACCACUACUCAACCAAAGAUAGUUUGUCCUGGACAGAGGAUGGAUCUUGUAUUUGUCCUGGAUACCUCCACCAGUGUCACAGAACCCAACUUCAGACUCAUACAAGAUUUCUUGAAGUUCUUCCUCUUCGCUGCUGAUAUUGAUGGUGACCAAGUUAGAGUUGGUAUUGUCAUCUACAGUACCAAAGUGGCCAUCCAGUUCCAGAUGAAUGAAUAUAUAGCAGACAAGAGAGGUGUUUACAAAGGUAUUGAUGCAAUACCCUAUAUGUAUGGAAGUACUAACACCUAUGGUGGACUAAAUGUAAUGAGGACUCAGAUGUUUACACCAGCAACAGGAGACCGACCUGAUGUUAACAAUGUCUGUAUUCUAAUUACUGAUGGUGUCUCCAAUAUCAAUGCCAGAAGAACAAUUCCAGAAGCUGUAAAUGCUCGAGAUCAGAACAUCCACAUCUAUGUUAUUGGUAUUGGUAUAAAAGACACACGGGAAAUUGAUGGAAUCGCCACACCCCCAUUAGAAGAAAACAGAUUUACUGUGGAAGAUUUCACUGACUUAAAACAGAUGAGGAGUCAAGUGUUUGAUUCCCUCAAUAAAGAUUGUGGGGUUACAACGGUGCCUCCUCCUCCAGUAACGACACCUAAAGAGUGCCCUGGGGACAGAAUGGAUCUAGUUUUCGUCGUGGAUACUUCUACCAGUGUCACAGAGCCAAACUUCAACCUUAUACAAGAUUUCUUGAAGUUUUUCCUCUUUUUGGCUGAUAUCAAGAACGACAAUGUCAGAGUUGGUAUUGUCAUCUACAGUACCAAAGUUGCCAUCCAGUUCCAGAUGAGUGAAUAUAUAGCAGACAAGAAAGGGGUUUACAAAGCUAUUGAUGCAAUACCCUAUAUGUACGGAAGUACCAACACCUAUGGAGGAAUAAAUGUAAUGAGGACUCAGAUGUUCACACCGGCAACAGGAGAUCGACCUGACGUUGAUAAUGUCUGUAUUCUCAUUACUGAUGGUGUGUCCAAUAUCAAUUCCAGAAGAACAAUUCCAGAGGCUGUGAAAUCACGAGAUCAGGGAAUUCAUAUAUACGUGAUCGGUAUUGGUUUGAAAGAUACCAAAGAAGUGGAUGGUAUUGCAUCACGACCGAUAGAGAAGAACAGAUUCACUGUAAAUGAUUUCAAUGAAUUAAAACAGAUGAGACAAAUUGUAUUCCAGUCUCUGCAGGGUGACUGUGAAAGAGCCACGCCACCACCAACCGAAGCACCAACACCCGGAUACAGCGAGACAGGAUAUGAUGUUGUCUUUAUGUUUGAUGGAACGGCCAGUGACAAACACUUCAGCUGGAUGAAAGGCUUUGCCACCAACUUUGCUUCUCAGAUGGACAUUGAUUCUGGUUUGUUCCGAGUUGGAGCAAUGACUUUUACACAAGGUCAGAGCCUUGCUUUCCAUUUGAAUGCAAAUGGAUUCCAAUCAGAAGUGAUGUCAGCCCUUCAGUCCAAACCAGUGAACAGCCCAGGUGGAGUACCAGAUGUUGGCACAGCAUUUGAUGUAGUUCGCGAAAAUAUGUUUACAGCAGCUAAUGGAGAUCGUCCAAAAGCAAGAGACUUCAUUGUUCUAAUGACAGACAAGGAAAGAAGUCAAGAUACAGCUGCAGCUCAAGCUGCUUUUGGCAGAUUGCAAGAGGCAGGUGUUGGUGUCUUCACAGUAGGUAUGGAACUUGGCAAUACAGAUGAACUGGACUCCAUCACUACACCUCUUGUGGAUGAUUUUCAGCAUCUCAUUUCCCAAGAGGGAGAACUUUCAGAACUUCCAGGCUUCAUAUCUUAUCAAAUGGAAGCAGCUGAUCCUGUGACACCUUUACCAACUACACCAGCUCCAACAGCAGGAUACAGCGAGACAGGAUAUGAUGUUGUCUUUAUGUUUGAUGGAACGGCCAGUGACAAACACUUCGGCUGGAUGAAAAGCUUUGCCUCCAACUUUGCUUCUCAGAUGGACAUUGAUUCUGGUUUGUUCCGAGUUGGAGCAAUGAUGUUUACACAAGGUCAGAGCCUUGCUUUCCAUUUGAAUGCAAAUGGAUUCCAAUCAGAAGUGAUGUCAGCCCUUCAGUCCAAACCAGUGAACAGCCCAGGUGGAGUACCAGAUGUUGGCACAGCAUUUGAUGUAGUUCGCGAAAAUAUGUUUACAACAGCUAAUGGAGAUCGUCCAAAAGCAAGAGACUUCAUUGUUCUAAUGACAGACAAGGAAAGAAGUCAAGAUACAGCUGCAGCUCAAGCUGCUUUUGGCAGAUUGCAAGAGGCAGGUGUUGGUGUCUUCACAGUAGGUAUGGAACUUGGCAAUACAGAUGAACUGGACUCCAUCACUACACCUCUUGUGGAUGAUUUUCAGCAUCUCAUUUCCCAAGAGGGAGAACUUUCAGAACUUCCAGGCAUCAUAUCAUAUCAAAUGGAAGCAGCUGAUCCUGUGACACCUCUGCCAACUACACCAGCUCCAACAGCAGGAUACAGCGAGACAGGAUAUGAUGUUGUCUUUAUGUUUGAUGGAACGGCCAGUGACAAACACUUCGGCUGGAUGAAAAGCUUUGCCUCCAACUUUGCUUCUCAGAUGGACAUUGAUUCUGGUUUGUUCCGAGUUGGAGCAAUGACGUUUACACAAGGUCAGAGCCUUGCUUUCCAUUUGAAUGCAAAUGGAUUCCAAUCAGAAGUGAUGUCAGCCCUUCAGUCCAAACCAGUGAACAGCCCAGGUGGAGUACCAGAUGUUGGCACAGCAUUUGAUGUAGUUCGCGAAAAUAUGUUUACAGCAGCUAAUGGAGAUCGUCCAAAAGCAAGAGACUUCAUUGUUCUAAUGACAGACAAGGAAAGAAGUCAAGAUACAGCUGCAGCUCAAGCUGCUUUUGGCAGAUUGCAAGAGGCAGGUGUUGGUGUCUUCACAGUAGGUAUGGAACUUGGCAAUACAGAUGAACUGGACUCCAUCACUACACCUCUUGUGGAUGAUUUUCAGCAUCUCAUUUCCCAAGAGGGAGAACUUUCAGAACUUCCAGGCAUCAUAUCAUAUCAAAUGGAAGCAGCUGAUCCAGUGACACCCGUACCAACAACACCAGGUCCAACUCCAGGCUACAGUGAUACAGGCUUUGACAUCAUCUUCAUGUUUGAUGGAACUGUCAACAACAGAUACUUUGGAUGGAUGCAGAACUUUGCUCGUAACUUUGCUUCACAAAUGGAUAUUGAUUCUGGGGAGUUCCGAGUUGGAGCCAUGACCUUCAACAGAGGGCAAAACCUAGCUUUCUAUCUGAAUGACAAUGGUUGGCAAUCAGAAGUUAUUGGAGCCUUUGGAUCCAAAACCAGGAACACUCCAGGUGGAAAACCAGAUUUGGCUGGAGCCUUUGACUAUGUCAGAAACAACAUGUUCACUGAUCGUAGAGGGGAUCGUCCCAAUGCUCGCAACUUUGUAAUAAUGAUGACAGCCAAUGAGGAGAGUUUGAACAGUGGCGCUGCCAUUGGUGCCUCUCAGCGACUCCAGAGUCAGGGAACUGGAAUCUUUACCAUUGGUUUCAACCUGGGUAACACAGAUGAGCUAGAUGCAGUAACAACUCAUCCACUAGAUCAGUAUCAGUAUCUCAUCAAUGAGGAAAGUGGACUUCAGGAACUGCCAGGGAUCAUCGGCUACCAGUUUUCAAAUGCUUAUCCUGUGACAUUGCCACCAACAACUACACCACGACCAACAGCUUACAUGGACACAGGUUUUGAUGUCAUCUUCAUGCUGGAUGGAACUGUGAAUCGCCAGAUCUAUGGAUGGUUCAAAAACUAUGCCAAAAAUUUUGCUAAUCAAAUGAGCAUUGAUAAUGGCGAGUUUCGAGUCGGAGGCAUGGCCUUCACUAGAUCUCCAAGCAUGGGUUUCCAGUUGAAUGACAACGGCUGGCAGACAGAUGUUGUCAAUGCACUGGACAACAAUCUCGACUCCUUCAACCGUCCUGGAGGAGCACCAAGCUUUUCCCAGGCAAUGGACACUGUAAGAACACGGAUGUUCACCCAGGGUAAUGGUGACCGUCCCAAUGCAGGUAACUACAUGGUCAUCAUGACAGGUAAUGAACGUGGUCUGAGUGCAAGCCGUGCACAACAGGCUGCCAGAAGGUUCCAAAACACAGGAGGAAGAAUCUUCACUGUUGGCGUCAACCUGAGGAAUACACAGAACCUGGAUGAUAUCACCACCAAGCCACUUGAUGCUUACCAGUACUUGCUGGGAUCAGAGGCAGAGUUCAGAGAGCUGCCUGGCAUCAUGGAAGCUGUUAUGAGGGAUCCACCACCACCACCGACAACAACCACCACAACAGCUGCUCCAACAACCACUACCAAACCAAUUGUCUACAAGGAGACAGGCUAUGAUGUUAUCUUCAUGUUGGAUGGUACUGUCAAUGACAGAACCUUCACAUGGAUGACCGACCUUGUGAAGAACAUGGCAAAUGAAGUGAGCGCUGGAGUUGAUGAUGGCACAUAUCGUCUGGGAGGAAUGACCUUCACACGUUCACCUUCUGUGGGCUUCCAGUUAGAUGACUAUGGCUACAGUGAUGACUAUAGGAAUGCUGUUGGUAGAACAAUGAGGAACAAUCCUGGUGGUGCCCCAGACAUGGCCCGUGCCUUUGACACAGUUUACAACCAGAUGUUCCAGUCCCGAAACGGUGAUCGGCCUAAGGCCAAGAACUACAUUGUCAUGGUCACUGCCAAUGAGAAGAGUUUGAAUACUCGUAGAGCCAUCAAUUCUGCCCGCAGGCUAAAGGACCGAGAUGUUGCUAUAUACACUGUUGGCAUCAACCUGGGCAACACCGACGAAAUUGACUCAGUUUCUUCCUUGCCUCUGGAUGACUUCCAGGUACUGCUUGGAACAGAAAUUGAGAUGGCUGAACUGCCAGGAAGACUGGCCUAUGGAAUUGAAAAUGGCCCUCCCCAAGACACCCUUCCUCCACCAACAACAACACCACGCCCAACCAGGACCAAGUACACUGGACCCCCUCCAGUGUGCACCUCAACAGCAGAUGUUGUCUUCGUCAUUGACUCCUCUGGAAGUGUUGGAACAGUGGACUUUGACAGAAUCCGCAACUUUACUAUUGCAAUCAUCAACGGUAUUGAUGUUGAUGCUGGCCUCUACCGAAUCGGUAUGGUGACCUUCAGUGACUCUGCACGUAUUGUGUUUGGCCUGGAUACACAUGAUAGCAAUGAGCAGAUCAUCAAAGCAGUCAGGAAUACACCUUACAUCUACGGUUACACCAAUACAGCUGAGGCUCUGCGCCGAACCAGAAGAGAGAUCUUCUCAACAUCUGCAGGAGAUAGACCAGGUUCACCAAACAUGGUUGUGCUGAUCACUGAUGGUCAGUCUAACAUUGAUAACUUUGAGACCCUCCCAGAAGCCCAAAGGAUGAAGCGUGAGGGUAUUACCAUCCUUACCUUGGCUGUUGGUUUCUCUGGUGCCACAGCUGAACUGACUGGCAUGACCUCACCACCCAUCCACGAGAAUCUCUUCUUCGUAGAUGACUUCUAUGCAUUGAGAGAACUCACGGACUACAUCAUCAGACCAAUCUGUACAGAUGCCAAUCAAUGCGACGCAAACCCCUGCCAGAACGGUGGAAACUGUGUGGAUGGGCUCAGGAGCUACACCUGUAUCUGCCCCUCUGGAUUCUUUGGUGAUAACUGUGAGAAGACAUGUGGCAGUGCUGCUGAUGUUGUCUUCGUCCUCGACUCCUCCACAUCAGUCGGCCCCUUCGGCUUCCAGCAAAUCCUGAUGUAUGCUCAGCAGAUCCUGGCUCAGAUGAACAUGGAUGCCUGUGACAUCAAUGUUGGUGCCCUCAAGUACAGCUCAAGUGCAAUGGUGCAGUUUGGCCUAGGAGCCUACCAGGACCAGGAGACUAUCAGCCGAGCUCUUCGCGGCAUCCAUUACACACGAGGCCAGGCCAACCUUGCUGAUGCCCUUAGAGUUACCCGCCAAGUCAUGUUCAAUGGUGCAUCAGGUGAUCGCCCCUUUGCCAGGAAUAUUGCCUACUUGCUGACCAGUGGAGAUGUCAACAUCAAUCGAGAUAUCACAAUGUCUGAAGCUGAACUUGCCUUUGAUGCUGGAAUUACUGUUGUUCCCCUCGGUGUCAACCUACGUCAGCGUGAUGAUGUUGAGAACAUCGCCUUGUACCAGGGUUUGAACCUCGUGGAAAUUGAAAGUGAAGUGACACUGCAGGAGAUGGCUGAUGAUGUGCUCAACCCUGUCACCACUGCGAGAGACCAGGACUUCUGUGCCAGUGACCCUUGUCAAAAUGGAGGUCAGUGUCGCAGUCGGUCUCUUUCACAUGUCUGUGAUUGUCUCCCUGGAUUCACAGGGGAUAACUGUGAGAGAGUCUGCAAGGGCAAAGCUGAUGUUGUGUUUGUUAUUGACACUUCUCGCUACAUGAGUCGUGAAGAAUUAAGAAAAACCAAACGUUUUGUGCGUGAGGUGAUCAAGAAGAUGACAUUCCGUACUGGCAAUUAUCGUGUCAGUGUGGUCAGCUUCAACGACUACCCAUCCCUGCAACUGACUCUGGAAGAAGGAUCAAGCAAGAAGUCUGCCAAGACAGCUGUUGCCAAGCUCAGGAAGUCCUAUGGAGACCCCAAUCCACCCAUGGCUCUGAAGAAAGUAAGAUUCCAAGUGCUCAACAACCCUGGUGACAGGAGAGACAUACCCAACUAUGUAGUCCUCAUCACCAAGAGUUUGAGAUACUCCCGGCAACUGCUUCUAGAAAUCAACAAGCUGAAGUCCACUGGUGCCAAGGUUGUGGGUGUUGGCAUCAACCUCAGUGGCUCUGACCAAAAGAUGCUCUCACAGUACGUCUCCAGGCCUAGCGAUCAGAUGAUGUACACAGCUAAUCGUGCCAAUGAUCUUAAGGGCUUGGAAGAGAACUUCAUCCAGUUUGUCUGUGAAGAAAGCAACAUGUGCAGCUCAGACCCCUGCAUGAAUGGUGGCUCAUGUGUCAAUUUAGACCGGGAAUACACAUGCCAGUGCCCAGUUGGAUAUGCUGGCCGACAUUGUGAAAGACGAUGCCAGGAUGACCUUGACCUUGCCUUUGUCCUGGAUGCUUCUGGAAGUGUGGGAUAUGACAACUUCCUGAAGAUCCAAGAGUACAUGUACUACAUCAUUGAUAACCUUAAUAUUGGUCCAUCCCGUACCCGUAUUGCGGUGGUCACCUUCUCCCAGUAUGCUCGUGCCCACAUCUACCUGGACCAGUUUGACAACAAGAAGGAUCUGAAGGAUGCCAUUUCUGGCAUGACAUAUGAAUAUGGGAACACAAACACUGCCUCUGGAAUAAAGCUCAUGAGAUCUGGAAUCUUCUCAAGAAGGCGUGGUGAUAGACUCAAUGUGCCAAACUUUGCCCUGCUGAUCACUGAUGGCCUGUCCAAUGUGAACGCUGAAUCCACAAUCCCACAAGCUCAGUAUGCAAAGGAUUCUGGAAUCCACAUGUUUGCAAUCGGUAUUGGAAGAUUUGAUGCAUGGGAAGUUGAAGCAAUUGCUAGUGAACCAACUGACAAGAAUGCCUUCAUUAUCGAUGACUUCUCAAGGCUGUACAAUGUCUCUACUGGCAUCCUGGACUCUAUAUGCAGAGAUCCUGGUGUAUGUGCUGACAACCCAUGUGUGAAUGGAGGCGUGUGCCGAGCUGGAAUAGGGAAGUACACAUGUGAUUGUCCUCGAGGAUUCCUGGGUUACAACUGUGAACUUGAUUGUCAGGCACCCAAGGACAUUGUGUUCAUGCUCGACUCCUCAGCUAGUGUUGGACAGGAGAACUUUGGUGUCAUGCAGAAGUUCCUGGCUGCUGUUGUGAGGGAUCUGUCGUCUACUGGCAUAGAACACAGAUUCUCCCUUGUUACCUACAACUCACGUGUGCGACUUGCCUUCAGCCUCAAACGCUACAGGCAGAUAAAUCAAAUCGAGGAUGCCAUCAUCACUACACGCUAUAAUCCAGGAGGUUCCAACAUCGCAGAUGCCAUCAGAACAGCAUCAGAAGUCUUCUCUCCCAGCCUGGGUGACAGGUCCAAUGCAGACAACAUCGCCAUGCUGUUCACAGUAGGAAAGUCUUCUGUCAACUCUGAAGAAACUGUUGAAGCAGCGGAAGAUAUUAAAUAUGGCGGUGCUAGGUUUGUUGGCGUUGGAGUAGGAGUGUCAGAUACUUCAGAAUUAAAGCAGAUGGUAUCAAACCAGAAUGAUUUAUUCCAGGUGGCAUCGGCAAGCCAGCUGAGUGAAAUUAGGUCUGAAAUCUUACGUAGUUCAUGUACAAUAACAUCUGACCAAGGAGCAGGAGGAGAGCUAGAGGGCAGCAGAGGCUGAGAAUUCUAACUUUAUUCUAUUCUAUAACUAACUGCUAAUAUAUGUGUUCAUCCAGUGUGUAACAUAGGACUUUAACCAAGGAGGUAUUCCUAAUCAGGGUUCUACCUGAUUCUAUGAGGCAGGGUAGUUGACCGUUUGCUCAGCAGGGGGAGCUAUGAGCCCAAUAGCGCCUCAGAUUCACCACCUACCUCCUGUGCUUAUGUUAAAGUUUUAGGGUCUGUUGUUGUAUCUUGCUCAUCAUCUGUGUACAGAAUGUGCAAUUGACUUGUCACUGCUUCUUGUAGCUGCAGCCAUUGUCACACUGUCCAUGUCUCAUCUAGGUCCUUCAUCAUGAGCCACAUGCUUCUUUAGACCAACGUCCUGUACCUACAACAAACCAAAUGUAGAUCACUAGUGUCAAUGUGUUUUGUAUAGAUGUAAUAAAUUCAUUUUUGCAGAAUAUGGCAAUUUUAUAAUAAAUAAAAGACUUUACAAUCUA
This is a messenger RNA of Haliotis rubra (blacklip abalone), 16973 nucleotides long. RefSeq lists its product as uncharacterized. Gene Ontology annotation, molecular function: calcium ion binding. The record is from RefSeq and is a predicted model, not a curated record. NCBI's taxonomy places the organism in Eukaryota, Metazoa, Mollusca, Gastropoda, Lepetellida, Haliotidae.